CAUGACAAGAUGUCAAAAGAUCAAUCCGAGAGUAUGGUGAGUUGUGUUUGGUGCAGCACGCAUAAACAGAAGUCUAAUUAAACAAAUGAAGCGGAAUAGUGCACGCGAAGUAACAUGCAUGUGUGUAGUGAAGUGCAGCAGUGUCCAGUUAAGUUUGGACUCAGCUCGUUCGACAGAUCCACCAUAUCACACAUCCCCCGCUUCAAUCACGAGCAGAGAUUACAGGCCGGCGGCGCUUCUUAGAUAGUGUGCAUGCAACUUUACGUCAAACGUCAUUCAUUCAAAUCACAAUUUGUUUACGUCCUGUUUCUACGUGGGUUCAAUUGUUAUUAACGCUUUAAAAGGUAUGUAUCAGUUAUCCGAUUCAGACACAACGGAUUCUGACGACGGGGUACGCUUUAAGACAGCAACAACUCGAGAUAAACACAAAUCGACUCAAUCUAAAGACAAACAGAGGAAACCAAGUCGAAGUAGAAGUAAGAGUCCGAAUCGAUACCGCCAUAGACCUCGGGCUCGCAGCAGAUCACGCUCGAAAAGUCCAAGAAGACCGUCUAGUUCGCAAAAACACAGAUUAUCUUCUCGUCGUUCUAGAUCUAGGAGUAAUGAUCGCCAUAGAAGAUCUAAUAGAAGUAAGGAGUCUAGAAGGAGCAAUGACACUAGCAAAAGAACACGAUCCAGGAGUAAAGAAAGACUCAGAAGCGUAAAACCGGUGCCUUCGUCGUCCUUGAAAGGUAGUCAAACAUCUUUAGAUGAUUCUACUAAAGAAGAUAUUCUGAAUACUGUAUGUGAACGUAAUGUACAAAAAUCUGUUGAUGGUGAUAAAAGUAAUUUAAAUGAUGAUUUAAUGGAUGUUGAUGUAAUGGAAGUCUGUGGUCCUGCAUUACCACAAAAAAGCGAAAUUAGUGUAAAUAUUUGUGGACCAGCGUUACCGCCACAUUUGAUGAAGUCUUCAGCCACUGAAAUUUGUACAAAAACUGAAAAGAAUGGUGAUAUUAAAGAUGUAAAUGCAAGCGUUGAAAGGGCAUGUGGUCCAGCAUUACCUCCCAAAUCUGAGAAUACUGAAACUGUUUGUGGUCCAGCACUACCACCACAUUUACUCAAAAAGAACGCUUCGGCAACAGAAACUGAAAACAUUACCUCAACAAAAGAGGAGAGAUCAAUAGGACCUUUUAUACCCGAACAUUUACGAAAGCAACUUGCUGAUCAAAGUCCAACUAAUGUAGAAAAUAAAGAGGAAAAUGAAGAAGUAGAGUACGACGAAGUCCAUAGUGACGAUGAUGAUGAUGAUUGUUAUGGUCCUCUGCCACCUGAGAUGCAACAAAAAUCAAGAGCACACUUGGCCCUUGAAGAACGCGCUUUACAGAUGAAACUUGACCAGUUAACACCUCAAGCUGCAGAUGAACCAGGCCGUGAAGAAUGGAUGAUUGAAUUGCCUACAGUACAAGCAACAAAUUUAGGGUUGGGACCACGCCAGUUCAGAGCCAAACCCGGACCUGAUAUGUCCGACAGAUCUUCAUGGACGGAUACGCCUAAUGACAAAAAGAAAAAAUCGACCAAAGCGGAAAAAGCUGUUGAUCUACAAAGAGAAGCCGAAAUUAAUGCAAUGCAAAAACGCGACGAGGAGCAGGAAGCAAUGGUCAAGAAGGCAAAGAAGAAAAACAAACGUGAUAAGAGUUUGAUGGAGCAACAUCAAGAAAAAUUAAAUGCAAAGAAAAAGGCUGAUAAAGAAAAGGGUGCGUCUGUUCGACGUCCAUUUAACCGAGAUACUGACCUCAAAGUUAAUCAGUUCGAUGACGCCCAGAAGAAAGCAAUGAUGAAAAAGGCGCAUUUAUUAGACGAUAGAUUCUCGCAUGGACAGACGAAGUACUUAUGAGUUUUGCAAUUAGCUUACUCUUAGACCAAUCGCUGAAUUGACAUGAGCACAGAGGAUUUCAACUCCACGAUUGGCAUUGAACGCUGGUAGGGCUAGGCACAUCUCUUUGCACUUGGCCUCAUCGCAGUUAAAGUUUGGCAUUGCUGUCUGAUAAUACAGAGGGGUUUCGACACUCUUCUUCGGCGACUUGAAGGCACCACAUUCACAACGAUCGUUGGUUCUGGACAUAUGAUAAAUCAUAGUGUCAGUACCUGGUUGCUUUGGGGCAACGUGGGCUUCGGUGGUUUCCAUGGGCAUUGGUGUUGUUGUAGGUAUGGGUUUCUUUGGACGUCUUGCAGCGGUACAUCCAUGACUUUCAUACAAACAGGAAUUUAUUUAAUAUUUGUGAAUUAUAAUUAAAUGAAGACAUAAUUACCACAUAACAAGAACGAUGAUCAGAAGAACUGCAGUUACACGUGUGGCAGCCAUUUUAUGACUUUGUUUUGUUCACAGCGAACACAAACUAAGUGCGAAUCCAGGUUUUUAAACAAUUUAUAGGCGCGCAUUAUUCAUCUUUAGGAAUUUGUUUAAUCAAUACGAUGAGUAAAAAUCUUAACAAUACAAAA
Dalotia coriaria is the source of this 2478-nucleotide messenger RNA. RefSeq names its product GPALPP motifs-containing protein 1. NCBI's taxonomy places the organism in Eukaryota, Metazoa, Arthropoda, Insecta, Coleoptera, Staphylinidae. The record is from RefSeq and is a predicted model, not a curated record. The transcript has 6 exons. Bases 347 to 1873 code for a protein of 508 amino acids.